UCUGUUCAAUGCUCGUAUCCAUCCAGCACGGCGGGCUUGAGAGAUAAGAGAGAGAGGAUUCAACUUAGACAUGGCAACCAGAGCUUUGCUCGCCGUUAUAUCUGCGUCUCCGAGUCGCUGCUUCAUCUCAUCGAGCAGGAUCAAAAUCCAAUCUUCAGUUUCUUCUUUAAGUCUCAAUUUCCAACAACACAGUAGAAAAAUCCACAGAAUAGCUCGAAGUUACUCCUCUGACACGGAUUCCUCCCUUCUUCAGCCGCCGGACGUUUCCCGUCUGGCAGAGACAGCUCGCAUCUCUCUAACUCCGGCCGAGAUAGAGGAAUGUGAAACUAAAAUUCGUCGAGUCAUUGACUGGUUCGGCCAGCUUCAACAAGUUGAUGUUAACAGUGUGGAACCAGCGAUCAGAGCAGAAAUGGAUGGUGGAAAUUUGCGAGAGGAUUCUCCUGAAACAUUUGAGAACAGGGACAGUAUAAGAGCUUCCAUUCCAAGCUUUGAGGAGGCAUAUUUAAAAGUUCCUAAAAUACUAAACAAAGAGUAACUUUUCAGCUUCUUGGAGUUGUUUGGCUGGAGAGAUUCACUGUCAGAUCCGAUUCUCAUUCUAUUGGUUUCUGAAAUUAAUGGCCAAGAUGUGCAACAUUUGUUGUGUCAAUCUCUCGUCUAGCUAAUCUUGAGUUUGUUUUUGUUUCAAGUAGAAACCAGGUGAUAGAUUUUAUAAGCUUAAAAAACUGAUUGGUCAAUGGUGAUUAGGCCUUGACUUGUAAGGCUUUGUGGUCUAAACACUCUCUUAGUAAAAUCUGAGGAGGCUUGGCAGAUUGUAAUAAGAUGUAGUAUUUCAGUGUCUUGACCCUUACUGAUCCUAUAAGAAUUGUGAAGUCUCACACAGGCUAUA
Capsella rubella is the source of this 886-nucleotide messenger RNA. RefSeq names its product glutamyl-tRNA(Gln) amidotransferase subunit C, chloroplastic/mitochondrial. Gene Ontology annotation, biological process: regulation of translational fidelity; glutaminyl-tRNAGln biosynthesis via transamidation. The transcript has 6 exons. Gene Ontology annotation, molecular function: glutaminyl-tRNA synthase (glutamine-hydrolyzing) activity. Gene Ontology annotation, cellular component: chloroplast. Bases 71 to 535 code for a protein of 154 amino acids. NCBI's taxonomy places the organism in Eukaryota, Viridiplantae, Streptophyta, Magnoliopsida, Brassicales, Brassicaceae. The record is from RefSeq and is a predicted model, not a curated record.